GAGCGCCGCAGGGAUACCGAGGCGUGGCCCGCAGCACGAACCCUCACAGCAGCGCUCCGCGCGGACAAGCUUAAAUGCCACCCGACACUGUGUCAUCACUUUCUCCGCCAAUGGCCUCGGCCUGCUGGGCUUGCUCAACCCUCACCGUCAACAUGGCCAAACUUGGACUGCAGUCUCCCAAGAUCACAGCAUACCUUGGGGAGCGCUAUUUUUGCCCCUCCCGUCGCAUCAUCAGGGGCGACGCCGCCUGCCUAUCUCGUCUCAUAUUGAGCCCAGUGGUCGGGUUACAGUGUUGCUGGCUCAAUAGCAGAGAGUCUAUGCCGGCUGCUUGGUUCUGCAAAUCUCACGAGUCACCUGGUAACGGAGGCUCGGCACCUCAUUACGGAUAAAAUGGACCCAACCCGCCAUGCCCACUGCGGUAUAGUGUUGUCCCCCACGCGCAUCGCGAUUGGAUUGCGGGCUAUUGAUCUGCAGCCCCAUCCUCCAUUGUGUAUUCCAUGGAUUUUCGUUGUCGAAACACUGCAUACGACGUCCGUUCAAUAACGCCUUCGACGUGCCUUCGUUUCCGCUUCCACGUCGCUUAUUCCACACCCAGGUUCCCCGGUGCCAUGUCAGCUAGUCAUUCCAACCGACAGCUCGCUUACCAACGUCCACGCUGUUGCCGUCAGACACGGAACCGAGAUGCGCAAGGCGCACGCCUAGACAUCGCGA
Molecule: messenger RNA, 711 nt
Organism: Paraphaeosphaeria sporulosa
Lineage: Eukaryota; Fungi; Ascomycota; Dothideomycetes; Pleosporales; Didymosphaeriaceae
Exons: 1
Coding region: 111-389 (92 amino acids)
Source: RefSeq, a predicted model, not a curated record